Cavia porcellus (domestic guinea pig) is the source of this 32521-nucleotide messenger RNA. RefSeq names its product vacuolar protein sorting 13 homolog B (gene Vps13b). The record is from RefSeq and is a predicted model, not a curated record. Bases 272 to 5611 code for a protein of 1779 amino acids. The transcript has 34 exons. Lineage: Eukaryota; Metazoa; Chordata; Mammalia; Rodentia; Caviidae.
AGAGGAAGAGUGAAUCGCGCAGUGUCCAGCGAGAGUGUCAGCUGAGGGUGGUGGCGGGAGCGACAGCAGUCAGGUUCCAGCUCUGGUUUACGGCAGUAGAUCCGGCUGAGUUCCGGGAGUUUGGGGCCCGGCAGUGUGGUUAAGUUGAAGCAGGCUGGAGGAGCCCACUUCUGCUCCCCCUCCAGGGGACCCACUCCCCUCUCACAUCGCUGUCUUUCCUCUUCCUCUCCACACCAGGCGAGCAUUUGACUUGGACGUCUAACCUUAAAAUAUGCUGGAGUCCUAUGUAACUCCAAUUUUAAUGAGCUAUGUGAAUCGCUAUAUCAAGAAUUUAAAGCCUUCGGACCUACAGCUUUCACUAUGGGGUGGAGACGUAGUUCUCAGCAAGCUCGAGUUAAAGUUAGAUGUGCUGGAACAGGAGCUGAAAUUACCAUUCACUUUUUUAAGUGGACAUAUUCAUGAAUUGAGGAUUCAUGUACCAUGGACAAAACUAGGUUCAGAACCAGUGGUAAUUACUAUCAAUACAAUGGAAUGCAUUUUGAAACUUAAAGAUGGAAUACAGGAUGAUCAUGAAAGCUGUGGGUCUAAUUCUACUAAUCGUAGUACUGCUGAGAAUACAAAAUCAUCAGUAAAACCCCGAAGAAUUCAGCAGGCAGCUCCUACAGAUCCUGAUUUACCACCAGGAUAUGUGCAGAGUCUGAUUAGACGAGUUGUAAAUAAUGUAAACAUUGUAAUAAAUAAUCUCAUACUAAAAUAUGUUGAGGAUGAUAUUGUCCUUUCAGUGAACAUCACUUCUGCAGAAUGCUAUACAGUAGGUGAAUUAUGGGAUCGUGCAUUCAUGGAUAUUUCUGCAACUGAUCUGGUGCUGAGAAAAGUUAUCAAUUUUUCUGAUUGUACAGUCUGCCUUGAUAAACGAAAUGCCAGUGGUAAAAUAGAAUUUUACCAGGAUCCUUUAUUGUACAAAUGUUCCUUCAGAACUCGCCUCCAUUUUACAUAUGAUAAUCUAAAUUCCAAGAUGCCAUCCGUUAUUAAAAUUCAUACGUUAGUGGAAAGUUUGAAACUUUCUAUCACAGAUCAGCAACUGCCUAUGUUUAUCCGAAUAAUGCAACUUGGAAUUGCUCUUUACUAUGGAGAAAUAGGCAAUUUUAAAGAUAGUGAAACAGAGGAUUCUACCUGUCAUAAUAAAGAUAUGUUAGGAAACAUUACAGGUACUGAAGAUGAAACAAGAAUAGAUAUGCAAUUUUCUGCUCAAUACAAAGGCCAAGAGUUGUAUUCACAACAAGAUGAUGAGCAGCCGCAAGGAUGGGUAUCUUGGGCGUGGUCAUUUGUACCUGCAAUUGUGAGUUACAAUGAUGGAGAGGAAGACUACUUUGCGAAUGAUCCUGCAUCAACCAUGCAUCAACAGAAAGCACAAACUUUGAAGGAUCCUAUUGUUUCUGUAGGAUUUUACUGCACAAAAGCAACUGUGACUUUUAAACUCACUGAAAUGCAAGCUGAGAGCAGUUAUUAUAGUCCUCAGAAAGUAAAGUCUAAAGAAGUAUUAUGCUGGGAACAAGAAGGAACUACAAUUGAGGCCCUAAUGAUGGGAGAGCCUUUCUUUGACUGCCAGAUUGGGUUUGUAGGUUGCCGAGCCGUGUGUCUUAAAGGAAUUAUGGGUAUUAAAGAUUUUGAAGAGAAUAUGAAUAGAAGUGAAACUGAAGCAUGUUUUUUCAUUUGUGGUGAGAAUUUAAGUACCAAAGGUUUCACUUACCUUACAAAUUCAUUGUUUGAUUACCGAAGUCCAGAAAAUAAUGGUACUCGUGCAGAAUUUAUCUUGGAUGCAGCUUAUCAUAAGGAAAUAUACACUGAGAUGGCUGGAAUGCAAAGAUUUGGGGCUUUUUACAUGGAUUACCUGUAUACAAUGGAGAACACUAGUGGCAAAGGCUCUGCAAAUCAACAAGACCUUUCUUCAGGGAAAAAUGAAGAUUUGGGAACAAUGCAAGAGAAAUCUACCAAAAGUCUUGUUAUAGGUCCUCUUGAUUUUCGCUUGGACAGCAGUGCAGUACAUAGGAUUUUGAAAAUGGUUGUUUGUGCCUUGGAACAUGAAUAUGAGCCAUACAGUAGGCUAAAACCAGAAAUUAAGGAUGAAAAUGAAACAAUAUUGAAUCAUGAAGAAUUAGCUUCUCUGGAGGAAUAUAUUCCUACUCGACAUACAAGUGUUACUCUUCUCAAAUGUACCUGUACAAUUUUCAUGGCUGAAUUCAACUUACUAGAUCAUUUACUUCCUAUCAUCAUGGGAGAAAAGACUUCAAGUAACUUCAUGAAUACUACAAAUUUCCAGUCUCUUCGGCCUUUGCCAUCCAUUCAGAUAUUGGUGGAUAAAAUUAAUCUGGAACAUUCUGUCCCAAUGUACGCUGAACAGUUGGUACAUGUGGUCAGCAGCCUUAGUCAGCCUUCUGAUAAUCUGCUUCAUUAUUGUUAUAUACACUGUUAUCUAAAGAUAUUUGGUUUUCAGGCAGGACUAACGUCUUUGGAUUGCAAUGGAUCAUAUUGCUUACCUGUGCCAAUUAUUCCCACCUUUAGCACUGCACUUUAUGGUAAAUUACUAAAACUCCCCACUUGCUGGACCAAAAGAUCUCAGAUUGUAUUAACUGAAGGUAUAUUUGAACUUCCAAAUCUCACAAUUCAAGCCACAAGAGCACAGACACUUCUGCUACAUGCAAUAUACCAAAGUUGGUCUCAUAUUGAAAACGUCAGCUCUUCAGGAGUAAAUGAAGCUUUAAUGAAUGAAGUCUUUCAAACAGUAGGUGUGAAAUCUAAGAAUCCCCUGCCAGCUCUUGAGGGCUCAAUCCAGAAUGUUGAAUUGAAGUACUGCAGCACAUCAUUGGUCAAAUGUGCCUCUGGGACCGUGGGAUCAAUAAAAAUUUGUGCCAAAGCCCCAGGUGACAUUGGAAAAGAGAAGUUGAUCCCCUUACUUCAGGGUCCAUCUGACACUAAAGACCUUCAUAGUACCAAGUGGCUCAAUGAAAGUAGAAAGCCAGAAUCUCUUCUGGCUCCAGAUUUGAUAGCCUUUACAAUCCAAGUUCCCCAAUAUAUGGAUUACUGCCACAAUUCUGGUGCAGUACUUCUUUGUAGCGUACAAGGAUUUGCCAUUAAUAUUGACCCAAUCUUAUACACAUGGCUCAUCUACCAGCCUCAGAAACGAACAAGCAGACAUAUGCAACAGCCUGUCGUAUCUGUUCCUGUUGUAACACCAAUUAGCAAAAGGAAAGAGGAUGAGCUUUCUGUUGGAAGUGCACCACUGGCAAAGCAGCAGUCCUACCAGGCCUCUGAAUAUGCUAGCAGUCCUGUAAAGACAAAAACACUAACAGAAUCUCGACCACUGUCUGUUCCUGUGAAAGCCAUGUUAAAUAUAUCUGAAGGCUGUAGAAGUCCUGAAGAAAGAAUGAAAGAAUUUAUUGGAAUAGUAUGGAAUGCAGUGAAGAGUCUUACAAUACAGCUUGAUGUACAGUCUUGUUGUGUGUUCAUUCCAAACAAUAGCCUGCCUUCCCCAAGUACAAUUGUAUCUGGUGACAUUCCUGGAACAGUGAGAAGUUGGUACCAUGGACAAUCCAGCAUGCCAGGAACGCUUGUCUUGUGUUUACCACAAAUAAAGAUUAUUAGUGCUGGUCACAAGUAUAUGGAACCUUUACAGGAAAUCCCAUUUGUCAUCCCACGACCCAUCCUUGAAGAAGGUGAUGCUUUUCCUUGGACCAUCAGCCUGCAUCAUUUCAGCAUAUAUACCCUUCUUGGAAAACAGGUGACACUUUGCCUGGUGGAACCUAUGGGUUGUACCUCUACUCUAGCUGUCACAUCUCAAAAACUAAUUGCUGCAGGACCUGAUACAAGACAUUCAUUUGUUGUCUGUCUCCAUGUUGACCUAGAGUCCCUAGAAAUAAAAUGCUCUAAUCCACAGGUGCAGCUCUUCUAUGAACUAGCUGAUACUAUAAAUAGAGUCUGGAAUAAGAUUAAGAAGAAAGGCAAUCUGAGUACAUCUUCAGCAUAUUCAGAGACUGUGGCAGGCCCUGUCCCCAGUUCUCCAGUUCGAAGCAGUGUAGGUACAGUUCCUCCAGAUACUAGCACAUGCAGCCCGUCUGCUGAUAUUGGAACUACUACUGAGGGAGAUUCUAUACAAGCAGGUGAUGAGUCACCAUUUUCAGAUUCUGUAACCUUGGAACAAACUACUAGUAACAUUGGUGGAUCCAGUGGACGUGUUAGUCUCUGGAUGCAGUGGGUACUCCCCAAAAUUACGAUAAAGCUUUUUGCUCCAGACCUUGAAAAUAAAGGCACAGAAGUUUGUAUGAUCAGUGAACUAGAAGAUCUCAGUGCUUCUGUAGAUGUGCAGGAUGUAUAUACCAAAGUGAAAUGUAAAAUAGAGAGUUUCAAUAUUGAUCAUUAUAGAAUCAGCCUUGGGGAAGAGUGUUGGUCUUUGGGGCAAUGUGGAGGUGUCUUCCUUUCCUGUACUGACAAGCUGAACAGACGCACCUUGUUGGUUCGACCCAUCAGCAAGCAGGACCCUUUCAGUAAUUGUUCUGGCUUCUUUCCCUCUGCAACUACAAAACUUCUAGAUGGCUCUCAUCAGCAGCAUGGAUUUCUCUCUCUGACAUAUACAAAAGCUGUAACCAAAAAUGUCCGCCACAAGUUAACAUCAAGAAAUGAACGAAGAAGUUUUCAUAAGUUAUCUGAAGGUUUAAUGGAUGGUUCCCCUCAUUUUCUUCAUGAAAUUCUUCUUUCAGCACAAGCCUUUGAUAUUGUCCUUUAUUUUCCUUUACUUAAUGCCAUUGCAAGUAUAUUUCAAACAAAACUACCAAGACAAAAAGAGAAAAGAAAAUCUCCAGGUCAGCCUACAAGAACCCAUACACUGACUUCACGCAAUUUACCCUUGAUUUAUAUCAACACAAGUGUAAUCAGAAUUUUUGUACCAAAAACAGAAGAAAUGCAGCCAGCUGUUGAAGUUAAUCAGGCAGCAAAGGAAGACACCAUGGUUUUGAAGAUUGGCUCUGUUACCAUGGCUCCCCAGGCUGACAAUCCCCUUGGCAGAUCUGUUCUCAGGAAAGAUAUUUACCAGAGAGCAUUGAACUUAGGAAUUCUUCGAGAUCCUGGAUCAGAAAUUGAAGAUAGACAAUACCAAAUAGACUUACAGUCCAUCAAUAUUGGUACUGCUCAGUGGGAUCAACUAAAACCAGAGAAGGAAAAUACCACAGGAGGAGUGCUAACAGAGAAUGAAAGGAAUUCUCAAAAUCCAGCUCUUGAGUGGAAUAUGGCGAGCAGCAUAAGGCGACAUCAAGAAAGGAGAGCAAUUUUGACCCCCAUUUUGACAGAUUUUUCUGUCCGAAUAACUGGAGCUCCUGCCAUCAUUUUCACCAAAAUUAUUUCUCCAGAAAAUCUUCAUACUGAGGAGAUUUUAGUGUGUGGCCAUUCUUUGGAAGUAAAUAUAACUACAAACCUGGACUUCUUCUUAAGUGUGGCUCAAGUUCAACUCUUACAUCAGUUGAUAGUAGCAAAUAUGACUGGACUGGAACCAUCAAACAAAGCCACAGAGGUGAGAGAAAGAGAAAAUAAAAUGGGAAGUACUGAACUCACACUCUCAUAAGAAGAAAGACUGAAGUUUUAUAAACAUCGUUUAUAUUCACAUUCUAUUGAUCAGGCCUUAUGCAUGUGGUCACACACAGCUGCAAGUGAGAACAGGCAAUGUAGUGUUUUGACAUGUACCCUACUAAACAUUAUUUUACUGUGAAAGAAAGGGAUAAUGGAUAUUAGGACAUAACGACCUGCCUUGACCACUGAGACUUCAGGAUUCUCUGGUUGACAAAGAUAGGUUAUUUCUUAGAAAAUGGUUUUACUUCUUUCACAGUACUUUAAAAAUCGCGUCUGAGGUUUUGGAUUAUAAAAUAUUCCAGAAAUAAUGUUAUCUUGCAAAUUGUUCAAUGCUGCUAUAGAGAUAGAUACUAUAUUUGCCCAUCAUUUCUUCCUGUCUUCAUCUGAUAGUAGAUCUCAUUUUCCUUUUGAUAAAUAACAUUCUUCAAUUGCAUGUGACUUUGAUGGGAUUUUCCAUUUUAAGCUAGCCAGUCAUACUUCUUCUUCCAAAUCUGGUUAUUGGUUUUUAUGGUUAUAGGCCUCAGACAAGAGCUAGUGCUUCGUACGAAGACAGAGAGGAAUGAACUAUCUUUCCUGUGGAUAAAUCUGUUCAGAUGUCAUAAUACUGAAAUUUAUAUUGACCAUGCCCUGAUCCUCUCCUAUACUUAUUAUCACUUGAAGAAAACUGAAUUUUAGAAAAGAGAUGAAUUCACAGUAUAAGCAAAACUGAGAUGGAGAGUCUUUGACAUCUUCAUUCAGUGACAUAUACUAGAAGAUUCCUGGAACUCUGCUUUCUUCAUGGAAUGACAGUAAGAGUGGCCAUUUGUGACCCAUCUGAGAGAAAAGCAACAUAGUGCGGAUAACAAAAUGGAUAAAUAAAAUGACACUGAGAUAUAGAUGUAUAUUUGAGCUACUGCAUCAUCCAACACUUUUAGGUUAUGUAAGAAAAUGAUUGGUUACAUUGUAUAUACUACAUAAGGUCAAAUACAAGGCUGUUCUGAGUGUGAGGAGAUAGAUCCAUGGGAAAGCACAGGGUAAAAUUGUUAUAAAUUCUUGUUUUAUGAAUUAAAUGGAUUUCUCAUUCAUCAGAAUUCCUAUUUCUGUUCCUAAAAACAAAAUGACAAGAUAUAUGUAACAUUUACUUCCAAAGAACUUUUGAAAAAUUAAUGAUUAUAUAUUUGACGGAGUAGGUUUUAUGCAUAUUGUGUAGUGCUCUGAAUAGUAAGCUAAAAUGUUCUAUUUAAUCACUAGGUUAUAGAGAGGAGUUGAAGUUUGUUAUGCUAGAGAAUGACUUAGGUCUGAUUUGAAGCUCAGAUCCUUGUUGGACUAAACAUCACACAAUUGAUAGUAGUAAUCUGUAAACGUGGCAUUUAAUGAACUGUGAAUAUCAUAGUUGCAUUGUCCCCUUCAAAAUGUGAGGACAUACUAAUUUUUUUCAGUAAGGAAUUAACAGUUAUCUGUUCAAGUAGUAACACCCAUUAUUUCCAAAAGGUACAAUUAUUCUAUCAUACAUUCUUAAACAAUGAAUAUACUUUUAAAAUGGAUUAAAGUGAAGGAUAAAAGGGCUAGAAUUGCCCUUGGUGUGUUCAUUUGGCUGCAGUAAUUGUUAUCCUAAAUAGCAAGUAAUCAUCUUAUUAUGUCUACUUACAGAGGUGGUAUGUGUAAGGAAUAACACAUGCUUAUUCUCAAAUCAGUGUUUUAGAGUAAAUAAAACUUUCAUAGCAAAACCUAAACCAUGUUUUUAGGGACAAAUAAUAGAACCACAUCUUUGGAGAUCUAAUGUGGGAGUCCUUUUGAUGUUCACACUAUAUAUAUCACAGGAAAGAAUGAAGCCAACUUACAACACUAAUUGAGCUUCACUUCCCUUGCCUGCUCUCCUUCCUCCUCCUCUACUUAACCACUUGGUUUUAGGUACUUCCUUACCUCCCCCUUCUUUUUAGUUCCCACAAUUGAUGCACUUGGUCACCUGUCCCAUGUGUGCUUGGUACCUAUUACUACACUGCCUUUGAUAAAUAAAAAUUAUGUACUUUAAGGAAAAUUUCAUUUUUAAUUAUUUUAGCCAUCACAAAAAUUUACAGUACUUAGUCCAUGUUCUUUUACUAUUUCAAAGUAAUGAAUAUUUCACCCAGUAUAAGGAUUCUAAGUCAUUAGGUUUUCUCCUGGUUUUUUUUUUAAUUAUAUUUGGCUUCUUUAUAUAAAGAACUAAAUGAAGUGUCGUAGUCAACUGUCUCUGAAUCAUAAUAAGAACAUUUUUUUAAAAAGUUAUUUUCCCACUAGUCAAAGCAAGUAAAACCUCUGUCUUUCAGUUUCCUUUCUACACUCAGCCAGACUGUCUUCUCAGGGCUAUUGCUGGCCCUGUCCAUCGCCAGGCCUCUGCCAUUCACUCCCUUGUAGUUAUCUUUUUUCCUACCCAUGCUAAGGUCUAAGUCUUCUCUCUGACCCUGAGUUCUAGUCUUUUGAUAAUUGUUUCUUUCUCAUCUACUUUUUAUCCAAUUUCCAAUGGUGUCUUCUUAAUACUAGUUUUAUGAUUCAGAAUUAGUUGUAUAUACUACUUUGAAGGCAAUAAGAUUCACUAAGAUGCCCAUUCUGGUUUGACUAUUGUCUCCUUUGGAAGUCCUGUAAUGUUUACAAUGCCUCAGUUUUAUUGGUCUUGUUCUCUACUGUUUUGUCCAACUUUAUAAUAUCUAAUGAGAUAGACAAUUCUUUUUAAGGAAACAAGAGACAUCGUUGAUAACCAUUGUUGAUAAACUUGUACUCUGUUUUACAUCAUGUGCUAUGUCUAUCCUUGGUUGCUCUCUCUUUUUUUUUUUUUUUUUUUUUUUUUUUUUUUUGUCUUUUUCCUUUUUUAUCGGUACCGGGGAUCGAACUCACGACUGUCUGCUUGCAAGGCAGGCACUUAUGCCGCUGGGCUAAAUCCCCAGCCCCUUAUGUCUAUCCUUGGUUUUGACUGACAGCUUUGUUUUGCCAUAUUUGACUUUAUUCUCUCCCCCCCAAAAAAGUAAUAAGAACUAAGGAGUAAUAAAACCCAAAAUGUGUAAAUUUUGUUGUAAAAAAGAGAGGGAAAAAAAAGAGCUCUAAAGGAUACAACUGCAAGUGUGUUUAGGGGUGUUAAAUAGCUGACCAUAUUAAUGUUUUUGGUUGGAUCAUUGAACACAACUGUUUGCAGUCUCACUGUUUGUCUACUUUGUAUUCUUUGAUACUGUGAUUUGAGCAACUAUUUCUAAGAUGAUAAUAUGUAAUCUAUUAACUGGUGAUUUCUUACUGUUUUUUUGUUUUUUGUUUUUUUACUUCUGUAUUACUUGUACCCUUACACCGCUUUGUUUUGUUUUGUGUUUUUCUCUUUUUCCUUUUAAAUAAAAUUUAAAAAAAAAAAACAGAAUUAGUUGUAUAUAAAGAAGGCCAUAGGAAAAUAGGUAUAGCUAAUUCAUUAUCCUUUCCAAAUAAAAAUGUGAUAAAUGACCUGACCAACAGAAAAACAAAACAAAACUGAAGGCCUAUGGUUUGCUUUUGUUUCCUCUCUGAAAGUUUGUACUUUUUUAACAAGCAAAUUUCUGGGCUUGUCUUACUUACAUGAAUGACUCAGGUUUAAAAAUAUUAACAUCAGAGCCAUGGGAAUGUAUAUGAUUCUCAUCUAAGAUUUCAUACGUUUUGAGAUUGCUUAUUUCUAAAAAUUUGGCUCUUCCUCAAAGGCUUUCUGCAGCAAAUCAUUAAAAAUCCUCCCUGAGUGUAGAGGCAUAUAAAAUAAACACCACGACCUAAACCCAGUAAUCUUCCUCUACGGUUUUUAAGAUUCUUAGACUUCAAGAAAUGUGCCAUAGAUGGCCCCCUCCCAUUCUUUUUUAAAGAUUUGACCAUUUAGUACUAUAUCUUGGGAAGAUACAAAAGUACACAGAAGAAAAGAUACAAUUUGAUGAUAGUAUCAUUUGCACAACUGUCUAAAUUUGUAUUUAUAAAUUACACUUCAAUAAACUUAGCUUUUAAGAGCUAUUGGAACACUUCCUAGACAACUUAAGGAGACACAAAAGCAAACUGGCAACAGUAAUUUCCAUUAAUGUCAAUGUGUCUGUUACUACGUAGCUAUUUGCAAUCUGUAAUACCAGCUAUUUAUUAGGCAUUCACCCUGUGAGACAAUGGUUUAAGUGUUUUAUGCACUUUGACCACUUUAUAUAAUUACUGAGUUUGGGACUAGUCUUCAGAUUAUGCAGAUGUGAAAACUUUGUUUUAAGAAAGUUCCAUGACUGGUUCAAGGCACAUGACUAAUGAGUAUCUGUGUGCAUGUGUGUGUGUGUGUGUGUGUGUGUGUGUGUGUGUGUGUCUCUGUCUGUCUGUCUGUCUGUGAAUCUGUAUCUGUCUGUCUUUCUCUCAUCUGCAUGCACCAUUGACAACAUAAUUAGAAGUGCUGUUGGAGAGAAUUCACUAAUUUAAGUGUGUUGGCUUUUACAAGGGAGUUAAAAAUUGGAAGAUCACAAAUUAGUAAGUCCUUAGACUUGUAUCCUUUCUUUCUUUCUUUCUUUCUUUUCUUUCUCUCUUACUUUGUGAGGGUUUUUUUGUUCUGUUUUGAGAUGGAGUCUUACAUUGCCCACAUUAGGCUUAAUCCAUCCUCCCAAGUAACUGGGACUAUAGGCACUCACCAGCCAACCCAGUUUGCAUUUCUUCUUGAACUAGCAAGUUCACUGUAUCAUUUUGUAUCCACAUAAAAAUAGUAGUUUGGAUUAUUAUCCUUUUAAGAGUUAAAGGGAAGUUUUGUUUUUUAGUUUUAUGUUUAAGUAAUGGAAAGACAGCAUGUUAAAAUGUCAGUGAAAAGACUCAGCUAACAGAGCAUAAAUAUGAUUGAAAUACAUGAUAUACAUUUGUACCCCCCCAAAAAAGGUGAAACAAAUAUGAUGGAACAAUGAGAAUGAUACAGGAAAAUGAUUAAAGUAUGUUAUGUCCAUGCAUAAACAAACAAGUAUACGGAGAUGAUGAAAUAUAUGAGGAUGAGCUGGAAAAUGAUAAUAUAACAUUCUUAAAACAAUGAUAAAAUAAUAUCCUCCUAAAAAGGCAAUGGGGUUGACAUUAAGGUGUAGAAUACUUAGAAUAUAACAGAAGGAAAGAAAGAUGAUCUGUUCAUAGAUAAUACAUAUAUAUGUAAGUUUGAGGAAUCGCAAAGAUGUCUAUUGGUGGUGUUUUGUUUUGUUUUUUUUGAACUGUGAAAUAGGAUAUAAAUUUAUCUAUGAAGGAAUGGUAAGAGUAAAGUUUGAGAUAUAGAGGUAGGAACCUGCUAAUCGUACUUUAACUUUCUACUUGGAAAAUAUAAAUAAGAAUCUAUAGAGAUGCAUACAGUAAUGGUAAAAUGUAAAUAUUUUUAAAAAUUGAAGUUAGAGAAAUAAACAUGCAACCUAAAUUCCGCAUAUAGGGCCUGAACUUCAGAUAUUGUCCUAAACUUCAGGGGCUGAGGAUUUAGCUCAGCGGCAUAAGCACCUGCCUUGCAAGUGUGUGAUCAUGAGUUCAAUCCCUGGUACAGAUAAAAAAGAAAAAGACAUUAAAAAAUAGAAAUUCAAUUUUUAAUUAAUUACUUGAAGGUUUUACUGAUUUUUAGAAUGUAUAGAUCUUUUUAAAUAUCUUUCGCUUUUAUCGUGGCUUUGAAUUUACACAGAAGUCGUGGAAACAAUACAAACAGUUCCCUUACAUCCUGCACCGUUUCACUUCUUAUUAAUAUCUUACUUUUUUUGUUUUUUUGGUUUUUUUUUUUUUUUUUUUUUUUUCUUUUUCGUUUAUAGGGGCUAGGGAUUUAUUUCAGCGGCAUAAGCACCUGCCUUGCAAGCAGGCAGUCGUGAAUUCGAUCUCUGGUACCGAUAAAAACGAGUGUCUUACAUUUUGAUAACAUUUGUCAUAGCUAAUGAACCAAUUUUCAUACAUUAUUAUUUAAUAAAGUUCGUGUUUUAUUUGGAUUGCCUCAGUUUUUACUAAAGACAAUCUACUGAUGCUCCCUUCCUCUUCCAAGGUCCCAUCCAGAUUACCACAUUACACUGUAUUUGAUUGUUCUAUCUUGAUUGGCUUCUUUAGAUUCUGAUGGUUUCUCAUACUUACUCUCUUGGAUAAACUUCACAGUUUUAAGAAAUGAGCAGUACUGAUUAAGUAUUUUGUAAAAUGCUCUUUAAUUUGGAUUUGUCUGAUAUUGAAGGAAGGGUACCUGCAAUAAAUUAUGUAGAAUUCAUCUGUUUAGAUUUGCAUGCUAUCCUUCCAUUUGAAUAUAUUGUUUUCUUAAAAGAUGUCAUUAACUCUCAAAUAAUUUUAAAAAUCAAUUAGUAGCAUUGAGUGUAGUUGUAAUUAGUCCCUGAGUUUGCAGACAUUUUUGAGUCUUUAGCCUUAGCUUCUUCAUUGGCAGAAAGAGAAAUUUGGUCUAUGUUAACCUUUCCCUGUUUUUGAUGACCUGAGGGAAAGCCUGAGACUGACCUCCAGUGGUUAUUCAUGAUGUGAUUCAAGAAGUAAACACCUGUUUACUACAGGAUGAGUUAUAACAACCAGGGAGUUACUAUCUCUUAGGGUCAUUUGUUGGCACUGAAUGAAAAGUCUUAAGUAGGAAUAGUGGACUUAAAAGUGUCGCUUUCUUCUGCUCUUCUGAAAUUGGAGCCAUUGGAGUCUAACCUCUCUUCUUUACCCUGUGGAAAAUGCUGAUUGUGGGUAUGAUAAUUUUAUCAGUAUUUCUUCUGUUUAAAUUAUUUUCUCAAUAUUUUAAAAAGUGAUUGAUUUUAGUGUUCCUAAAUUAUUUUUGGACUUACCCUCUCCUCUUCUAUUUUUUCCUCUAGCAUAUCUCUCUUCAUAGAGCCAUGUUCACAUAAAAACUAAGGAAUUUUUCUCUAAAUAUUCUCAGAAGAUAGUUAAGAGCCUUUGGGAUUUGUGCAUAUUGUACCAGGAAUAACUCCUUCAGUAUCCUUUCAGCCUUCUCCAGGAGGCUGAUGUGGGUUUUCUAAGCUCUGCACUUAGUCCUCUUUAAAACAAAUGCAAAUUACAAAUGCAUAAUUAUGCUCAGGGCUUUGAAACUGGCUUGUGCACAUAAGAGCCUUUAAAGCUGAAUCUUCUUUAAUGUUAUAAUAAAUCUUCCUCAACCAUCUUGAGUAAAAACUAACAUUAUGACUGUAUUAGUGUUUCAUUGACGCUCUAACAACUUAGCACAAACUUGGUGGCUUAGAACAACAUAAGUGUACUGUUUUUCAGCUCAGACAUGUGGAACAGAUGUCUCACAGGGGUAAAAUGAAGAUGGCCAGAGGGAUAUGUUUAUGUCUAGAGACCCUUUGGGAGGAAUCCAUUUCCUUGCCUUUUUAAUUCCUGUAGAUCUCCAGCACUCCAUGAUCCAUGGUACCUUCUCCAUCUUCAGGGCCAGAAAUGGCCAGUCAUACUCUUCUCACAUUGUAUCUCUCUUUUACCAUAGCAAGGAACUUUUUAGCUUUGAAGGCCUUGUUUAUAAUCUCAACAUCUCAGGACCACAAAGAACUUUUAUUUAAAUGAGCAUAUAUACUAGUAGUUUUCAUAUUAAAUGCUUUAAAUUAUUAACAUAUUGAAAAGAGUACAAAUCAUUUAUAUGUAAAAAUGAGUUUUCAUGAAAAUUAGCUGUUUUCUAAAGUAAGAAUAAUCAUUGACAUUAUCCUAAAUUUUUAUAAAUCACUUUAAUGCAGGGCUUAAUAGAAUAGUUAGAUUUCUACAUUUGUUUUUGUAUUUAGCUGGUUGCAGUAUAUUAUUUUGGCUUAAGUAUAUACAGAAAAUAUAUUCUCAUCACACAGAUAUGAAAUUAGAAGAGUAUUUUAAUAUCCUUUAAGAUAAUUAUGGGUCAUUUUCUUUUUUAUGGAAGAAUAUAUUUAUUGAAAGAAAGCUUCUGUCCAUCUGAGAAAGACAGAAGGGGUUCUGUGUCAAUUGCUCCAUUUUCUUUUAUAAUGCAAUAAACGUUGAAGGUGGUGGUACCUUUUUAAAAUCUGCUUUGACUUUAUAUUUUAAGAUAAGCUUUAUUGAGAUGUAAUCCACUUAGCGUACUGUUCACACAUUGAAAAUACUCAGGUCUAUGAAAGUACCCGUCUCUUAACUAUAUUUGUAGUUCUGCAGUCGUCAACACAGUCAAUUUUACAUUUUCAUCACCAUAAUCAACUGAAGAACUUGUUCAGCCCCCAAAGAAAAUCUGUAUUUAUUGUCCAUUACCUCUAAAUUCACAUCCCCUCCAUGCCUAGGCAGUGGUUGUACUGUUUUCCUUCAGGCCAUUGUUAUACUGUUUUCAUCUAUUUGCUUAUUCUGAAGAGUCCAUGUAAGUAGAAUCAUACAAUAUGGGAUCUUCAUGACAAGCUUCCUUCACAUAGUGUAUCAUUCCCCUAUGAUUCAGCCUAUAUUGCUAUUUUAUUUUAUUUAUUCAUUAAAUAAUACUUUAUAGAUAUAUGUCAUUGCUUUUUUCUACCUGAUAAAUCUCUGAGGGUUUUCUACUUUGGGACUAUUAAGAGUAGUGCUUCUGUGAACAUUCAUGUGAAUGUUUUUGUAUGGGCAUGUGUUCAUUUAUUUUUGACAUACAAAGGAUUAGAAUUACUGGAUUAUAUGAUAAAUUUUAUAAUGAGUUUCUUAAUGUUAGUUUCAGUUUGGAAUUUGAAAUCAUGACACUGAGCUUUUCUUAUUUUGUUACAGUUCAUUGAUUUGUCCUUUCAAAAUUGACACUUUUUGCUACACAAUAUUAAAAUUAACAGUUGUUAGUAUUACCACUAACUUCAUCAGUAAAGUCUGAAUUAUUGAAAAAUCAUGUCAGCUUCAUAGUGACAAAUACAGGUGUUCACAAAUGCUUAUUUUAUCUUGAAAGCUUAAAUGUUAUCAUUGACAACAAAUGCUAUAUGUUGUUCUUGUUGAAGAAAUGCUCUGUUAAUUUUAGAGAAAAUAUUUGUGAAAUACUGGUUAACAAUAGUCAUAGUGCUGUCAGUCACUCUUUCAAACAAAAAUGGUUUUCCAUAAAGAAGUCAGGUGGUACAGCUUGUAGUUCACUUGCACAUCUACUUUGCCUCAAACAACUAUGAUUCUUUGGUGUGCAGCAAAGUGCUUUACAUUUCAUCAAACCAAAUAUUAAAUAGAUGUUUAUUUGAGGGUCAAGAUUUUAAAAUAAAUUUUAGUGAUCCAGUAGGAACAUUCUUAAACUUGAUUUGCUUUUUACUAGAAAUGCAUGAUUUCAAAAGAUGCAGCAAGAAAUAGUUCCUAUUGUUACUACUAUCUAGAUUGAUGAUUAAGUCUCAUGGUUGCUAUUUGUACCAUCAAUGGAAACAUCAAUAUGUUGAAAAAAGACAGGUGACGUGAAUUUAGUUUUGAUGUUACAUGUCCUCGAUGGUGUCUCUGGAACACCAAGGGAUCCUUUGCCUAUGCUUUGAUAAAUGUGGCUCUCAAGUACUAAAGUCUGUCCUUGUUUUCCUCCCUCAAAACAUACUUUUCUGAAAUAUGAAGUUAAUGAAAAGUGAUUUGUCCAUUUGAGUGGAAAAAAGAAAAUUAGUGUUCUGGAGAAUCAUGUUUUGAUUUAUCUUUCCUAUUUCAAUAGUUAUAUAGCCUAAAGAAAUUUAGAAAAUACCUAAAAUUCCUCAUUUUAAAAUGAAGAAUCAUUGGAAAUUGACUUAUUUACUUUUAUAAUAUAAAUAUAAAGCAAUAAAUUUGCUUAUGCUCUAAGCUAGGAACCAUUGUUUUUAGAGGCUACUUCACUAGAAAAUGUAUAUGAAAUACCAUGAUGCUUUUGAAAAAGUCCAAAAUGUCAGUUUAAUUUGUGUCACAUUGAAUAAUUUUCAUAUUUUAGGCUUCAAAAAUGGUUAGAGAAAACUGUUCAACUUGAGAAACUGAUUAUGAAUUAUGCUGACAUUUUAACAUUCUCAAGUUAAAUUUCCCAAAGCAGCAUCUUGGGAAAUAAAUUCAUACGCACAGCUUUAAGAAAUACUGUAAGAAUGAGAUGAGCCUUUACUUAUAAAAUCUCGUAUGAAAUUUAAGUUUAAAUGAAUUAGUUACGUUCAAGUCUUCAGGUGAACUUUCUACGUAGAAUACAAUAGGCGUCAGGUUAUAUGAAGAGAUUUCAUUAAUGGUGGAAAUCUGAUUUGUUUUUAUCAGUGCUUUGUGAUUUCAUUUUGGCAGAAAUGGAACUCUUAGGAUGAUUUUUGAAGUGCAUAUUUAUAUACCUUAAAAAUUGUACGAGUUGCAUGUUACCAGUACUGAUAAUAAAAGCAGUAGAUAGUCGAAAGAUUGGUUUGCGUGUACCAAGUGUGAUCUAUGUAGUUAUGUGCAUUAGUUCAUUCUCAGAUAGCUUGUUAGAAAUGAUUGAUCUCUAGGAACAAAUAAACCAAAAGAAAAAGACUCAGAACUUUGAGUGUAAUAAUUGCUGACAUAGAUAUUUAUCAUUGGAGUACUUUCUUCAUCCCAAAAUAGCCUUUUCACCUCUAAGCCAUUGUCUAAGUAGUCUGCUUUAUUGACAGUAGGGAUUGUCUUGUGCAUAUUUUGUUUUCAUGUCAGUUUCUUAGCACAACCUAACUUUAAUUUAUAUUUAACACUAAUAUAAUGGAUCAGAAAAUUUCUCAACCUUUCUGUGAACUUUAAAACUCUUCUUUCUAGAAGUAAUGUUCUCAUAGAAUAGAUUUAGUUGAGUUUGUCCAUGAAAAAUACAAAUGUGAUGCCUAAAAAUUUUAAGACUCUAUCAGAGGACUCAAAAUAUUAAUGAUAAUGAAGAUCAUAACAAUUUAUUGCAUACUUAUUAUUAGCCAAGGUGGUAUAUAUGAGCAUUCUUCCGAUUUCUUUUAUAACCUUCCUAAAAUCUAGAUACUUGCUAUUGGUAUUCGGUUUUAUCAAAAAAGGGAGCUAAGGCAGAAAAAACUUUGUUUUCUAAGAUCAUGUAAGUGUUUAGUUUACAGCCAUGAUUCUAACCUAGAUUAUCUAAAGAUUUCUAAAAACUUUGUUUUUUUCUGCUUUUCCUGGUUUUUUUUUCUUUCUUGAUUUCUAAUCCUGCUUUGCAGCUUAGUUAACAUGUCCUCAUAUAACUUUCUUCAGCUCUUUAAACUUCAUUUUUUUUCAUCUUUAAAAUGGGAAUAAGUGGUAGUUCUUAAUAUUUGGAGUUUGGUGUGAAGACAAAUAAGAUAAUAAGAUGUCCUUGAUAAACAGAAUAAUGAUAUCUGUGGCAAUAAUAAUUACUUCACAUCUGUCUUACUGAAUACUUCAUUCCCAGCUAUGUGACACUUAUUAUUAUGCGCCACUACUCCUGGAUAUCCAUCUAAAUGGUUCCCCGCUUUUUUUCUUAUUUUAAGCCAAUCCAAUAUAUAAACAGCCAGAAUAAUUAUCCUAAAGUUAAUUUGGGAUCAUAUUACUCCUUUGUUCAAGUAUUAUCAGUUCUUUCCCUUUGCCUGCUGAUCUGAAUAAGGACUCAGCCUGAAAUUGAAAGCUCCAGUUAAUAGUCUUUCUUGCUUCAACGUUCCUAUAGAGAAACCUGUAUAGUUUCCAUUUUGAAUGGGGAUAGUUAUUUAUAAAUGUUAGAUUAGCAGAUCUACAGCUAACAUUUAGAGGGUAGACCAGCUCCAUGUGUGAUGGUCUCACAUGUGAAUUUUCUUAUACAAAUGUUGUUAGUCAGGUUGUCAGCCUCCUGCUGCCAGAUGGUUCUUCCUGUUUUCUGAAUAUCUUACUAUUCUUGCUAUUUAUUUAAGUAUUUCUAUAUCUCUUCUUAAGAAUCUCUGGCUGUUGUUAUCUAGCUUUCAGGCUUACACUUAUUUUAUCGCUUUGCUUAUAUUUCUGGAACCCUCCAGCAUAUCCUUUGUAUCCUUUCUCCCCACCUUAAAAUAGCUUUACCAUUCGUGUCAGUCUAUAAUAGUUUUUGGUGAAAAUCAUUUACUAUCCUAUAACCUUUUCUUUUAAGAUAAUUUAAAGUCUGAUUGAUUCAUCUUUGAAUGUUUCCACAGGUAUUUAGCACUGAGUAGUAUACCUUAUAGGCAUUUCUGCAGGGUACAAACCCCACUUGAAAUUCUUUGAGCCUAACACUCAACAUUGUUUUUUUCUCCUCUUUAGUGGGCUGAUUUGCACAGUACUAGACCAGAAAUGGUAAACCUACAGCACAUGUGUUGUUGUAUUUUUCUUUUAAGACAAAAGAUAUUAAUGUAGAGUGUUUUGGUUUUCCUGUGCUAAAACCUCAGUAUUGAGGUCUAAUUACAGUUUUGGCAUUUUGCUAUAAAAGUGGGAUUUAGGUUUCAGGUUGGCACUUGGUCUUUAAAAGCGUCCUCAUCACUGUACUAGGUCUAUAAUAAGUGAUAAAUUCACAUUAUUCAUGUUUUCUAAAUUAAUUUGUCUAAAUGGACUGAGAGUUUUUAAGGAUAAGUAAAACAUUGUUUCCAAUAUGUUUGCUCAUUUAUUAACAUUCUGAUUUAUCUGUCUUCUUGGCUAUGCCAAAAAAGUGAAAGAGCCAAUAAAAACAGCAUAUUUGUAUAUCAAGAGUGGUACAUGAUUCCUUUAUGUAUCAAGAUUCAGCUGUGUUUUGUUGGAUGGACUUUUUGGUAGCCUAGAGCAUAAUGGAAAGAUAAAAAUGUUUUCGUGUCUUACUAUUGUUUGGUAGUUAAUUAGUAUAGCCAUGAAACAUCUCAGAAUCUGAAUGAUUAAAUAUAGAAAUAUAAAACUAAAUUGAUGGUUUAUUUUAACAUUGUUGGCAUACUACUAAAAAUAUGUACUUUUUAAAAAAACCCAUAUUUAAUCUUAAGAAAAAUUGUUUUAGUGUGAGGAGGAGAUCUCAAGAGCUAGGGUGAUUUUAUUUAUUUAUUUAUUUAUUUAUUUGAGGUAGGGUGAUUUUAACCUGAGCGAUAUAUGGGGAUUUGCACUUGAUUACAUCGUUAAAAAUGGUUCUGCAUAGUUUGACCAUGUGUAACAGAACUCUAUCCUUUCAUUAUUCGGAUUAGAUACAAAAUUUUUACAUUUUGUGAUAAUAAAAAAAUCACUCUACCAAAUUUCAUAUUUUAAAAUUGCUAGCCAAAAUUGGCAGGAAGUUUUCAGAUAUAUUAACAUUGCCUUUGUUGAUCUCUGUACAUUUGAUUCAUUUAACAUAUAUUUAUUGAACAUUUCUAUUUCCAUGAGGUUGCUAACUAGUUGGAGAAUUUUUUAAAAACCAGUUUAAUAGGUAAUACAAAUAUGAAGAAAAAGCUGAGGAACAAAGAAAGAGUAGAAGAAAGGCUACGUAAAACCUUGUGAUAUAACAUACACUUUCUAUAUGCUUUAAAUCUCUAAUAAAUUACUUAUAAUAUGUAAUACAGUGUAAAUACUCCGUUAGUAAUUGCUGUGGAAAUACUAUAAUAAUUUUUGGUAAAAAUCAUUUACUAUCCUAUGAUUCUUAUCCUAAUUAGAAUAAAACUGUACAUGUUCAGCCUUUUCCCCUCCAAUUUCCUGUCAUUGUUUGACUCUAUAAAUGCAGAAGUAGUGAGUACAGAAGACAGACUGUAUAUGAAAAGUCAUUCAUCUAAACCGGUAAUCAUACAUUUCAGUUAAAAAUGACUUAGCAAUUUUGUUCAAAGCAACUAUUUAAAAUAUUUCCAAUUAAUAUUGGUGGCUAUGUGGCAAGAAAUUCAAGUUUAUGUAUACUAAUGAUAGUACCAGUUGGAAUAAGCUUUUAAGAAUAUAUUCAGUCUAGAUAUAUUUAGAAUAUAUUCAGAUCUUCUAUUUCAGUAGUUAUAAAUAGAUGCCAUUUUGCCUAGUAAUUUUACUUUUUAGGAAUCUAUCCUAAAUAGUAAUUAGAAAGAUAGGGUAAAGAAUGAUGUAUAAAAUCCUACUGAAAUACAUUAUAAAAGUUAAGUAAAUUAUAUAUGUAAUAUCUAUAUUUGGUAUAGAUACUUGUAAUUAAUUAAUGUAACUGAAUGUUUUCAGCAAAAUGAUAUUUGACUCAUUAAAAUAGAAUUUAAUGGAAGGUUUUCAUAUUUUUAAUAAAUUUUAUUAUGGACUUUCAAGGUUUACAAUAUGAUGUACAUAGUAAAAUUAUUAUCAUGAAGCAAAUUAUAUACCGUGUCACAUAAUUACUCCAUGUGUACUUAUGUGUGAUAAGAGCAAUUAAAUUCUACUUAGUUGACAAAAAUCCUAAAUACAACAUAAUUGACUACGGUCUUUAGGUUAUACAUUCAAUCUCUCAACAUAUUUAUCUUCUCAGUUACUUUGUGUUGUUUGACCUGUAUCACUGCAUUUCCUCCUUCCCUAUCUUUAUGCUUUUUUUUUUUUUUUUUUUUUUUGUAUAUUUAAAUUUUUCUACCUUUGCGAGCAGGUCUCACUUUACUUCCUGAGCUAGUCUUGAAUGCCUGGGUUUAAGCAGCACUCCUGCCUGAGCUUCCCAAGUGAAGACAUACCACCAUACUUAACCCCCACCCUGCUUUUUUCCAUUUUUUAAGAUUGCACAUAUUACCAAGGUCAUAAUUUUUCUUUCUGUAUCUGUCUUAUUUCAUUUAGCAUAAAAUCCUCCAUAACCAGCCAUGUUAUAGUAAAUGGCAGAAUAAUAGUCCUUUUAUAUCACUGACUAAUCUUCAUAUGGUGGGAGUUUUAGAACAUAACAUUGUAAAUUAAUGAACAAAUUUUAAUGCUAUAAAUUCUGAGAAGUCAUAAAAACGAAAUAGUCAUCUACAAAUUUACCAUCUGUGAAUAAUUACUAGAAUAUCAUCAUGUGUUUGCUUUUUUGCUUUCCUGCUUUGUCAUUUAUGUAUUUGUUCAUAUCCAUCUUAAGAUGUGAGCCAUUAUCUUUUUAUUUGGGUCUAGCUAUUGAGUAAGUGUACUGAAGACUACCUCUUUUAUAAUAAGGAAAAAUUAGAUAAUUAAGGUCAACAAAUUAAUAUGUUCCUUUACAAAAUUGUUAAUUCCCCAAAACAGAAAUGCCUAUUUCCAUUUUCUGUUUGGAGAACACAAAUUACAGUUAAUACAAUGAAGGAAGCACCAUGCUUUUUUUAAACCCACAUUUGUCUAUAUAUAUGAAAUCAAAGAAUUUUGAGAAUGAGUUCUAGUUAUUUAAUGGCACACUUUCUGUAUACUUGUAAAAGUUCCCCAGAAGAACAAUCACAAAAAUGUAGAGAAAAUCAUAGUUCCAUAGCUGCUUCUGUCAUUCAUGUAACAGUACCUGGUAUUUCUAAAGCUUUUCAUUUGGGAUACCCUUUUGCAUCCUGAAAACUAAAUUAAGUUUCAAAUGAAAAUACACCACCUACUAUACAGUAGUACAUGACAGACCCUCCUUUAAGGAAGCACAUCUCUUUGCAAUGUUUAUAUUUUUCCCUUGGAUCUUCUAUUUCAAAUUUCUUCUUAGUACUUGUAUAACUAAACUUUUAAAAGACAAAGACUUUGUUUAGAGGUAUAAUGAAGUAAAUGGGAGACAUUCUUUCUUGAACAAAAUGUAUGAAAUCACUUUGAGUCAUUGGGUAGGGCAGUUCAGACAGUGAUCCUAAACAAAGGGAUUAUAUGAGAUGAACCUUACACUGGCUGCAGUUUGCUGCCUGGAGGGGCUUCAAGACACACAGCCUAGGGACCUGGAUAGCCUUGGCAUGUCCUUGUAUUAAGGAGUCAGAGUUUGAAAUUCAGGAUGAUCACAGGCAGAAUUCACAGCCAGCCAGCUUAGCACUGGCCAGAGCAUGAAUUUGAAAGUCUUACCUGACCUUUCUUUAGACUCAGGUGGGGAAAGGACCAGACUGCAUAAUCCCUGGAGUCAGCAUAGUACUAGGGUACAAAGAUAAAAAGGACAGCAUACUUCCUGUUGAAAAUACAAGACAGAAGACAGCAGCAGAAUCUUUAAAGCAAACAUAUCAACCUAGAAGUCUGUAUCAGACAAAGUGUAUUUUUAGAAACUCAAAAAAAAAGAUUUUUCCCUGACAGAAAAGCUGAUUCUGCCAGGAUUAUAGCUCAGCGCAUAGCACCUGCCUGGCAAGUGUGAGGUCAUUAAUUUGAGUUCUAGUACCAAAAAAAAAAAAAAAAAAGAGGAUUCACUGUAGACCUACAUUGUAAGAACUGUUAAAAGAAAUCCUUAGCCAGAAAGAUUAGACAGAAAUCGGCUUCUACAUAAAAGAAUUAGGAACACCAGGGUCAAUAACUUCAAGACUUCCCACUUGCAUUUUUUUAAUUUCUGUAGAAUACUAUUGAGCUGCAUGUGAUGGCUCACACUUAUAAUCUCAGCACUUAGGACACUGAAGCAGAAGGACUGAGGGCCAGGCUGGGCUACAAAGUGAAUUUAAGGCCAGCCUGAACUAUAUAGUGAAACCCUGUGUCAUAAAAAAAAAAAAAGAGAUUGAAGCUAAAAUGAUAACAAUGUAUUUUGGGGUUUACAACAUGUAUGGCAGUAAAAUAUAAAUGUAUAAUAAUAUACAAGGUGAGAAAGAAUGAAUUGAAGUAUAUUUUAAGGUUCUUAGACCACAUGAGAAGUGGUUUUUUGUUGUUAGGAAUAAUUUAAUUCAAUUUAAUUAUUUUAAUAGUUCCGCCCACCUGCCCGCCCAUCCUUCCUUCCCCGCCCAUGCAUGAUGGAAACACCAUGGCCCCAGCAGCCCAGAUCUCCCUGACACAGGGAUGAUGGUGGAACUGUGAGCAGCAAAAUAAAAAGCCUCUGAGAGAAACAGCCCAGAUGCUGGAAUAUAGCAUUCUGGAGAAGACCAGAAGGAAAGAAAUGGAUCCCCUUGACCCAAGAAGAAAAUAAAGUGAGAAUCGAAGCCAAGAGAGAAAAUUUUAAAAAAGAAAGAAAGAAUUUUUAAAAAGAAAGAAAAGAAAAACUUAAACAGAAGGCGGUAGCCAGACGUGCGUUCACUGGCGCCAGUCACGUUGUUUGAAAAGUGCCACUGGAAUCCAGAGACGCAUGGUUACUGUGAAGCUGGUGGCUGGCAAGCCUGAAGGCCUCAGUGGAAAGACACGGUGGUGGAAGGGAGCAGCAGACCAGAGAUCUGCACUGGCUGACAGUGAGUGUGGGGGACUCAGUCCUCCUGUGGGAGUGGGAGAUUGGCUGUGCGCCAUUUUGGAGUCUAGCAGGAUAAGCCCAGAACCAGAACUGCAGCCGGCUUCAUUCAGCCACUCCUAGCACAAAGCAGAUUGGUGAAAAUUGCUUGGACUGAAUCCCGCCUCUGUGCACUAUCCAAUAGCCAAGGCCAUGGUUUCCCUAAAGCUAUCCCUAACCACGUGGCACACACUAAUGUGGUGAAGAUACCUAGCAGUUAACCAGCUCAGAAGGCAGGGGCCAGCCUGCCCCACCCCUGCUUUUAGUCACCAGCAGAUUGGGGAGAGCAACAAUCCAGCCAGCAUGCUUCAGAGUAAUUAUAACCAAUACAGGAAGUGUCGGGGACCCCACUACCCACUUGUCUGGAAGAAACCAGGAACAAGACAAGAGGAAGAAACAAAAGGUAGUCUCCAGCCUUCAAACCAAGCAGAACUGGCCCAAAGAGGUAAACACAGAAGAGAUUGGGAGUCACACACUCCAGUUUCUGAAGCAACAGCAUCUGACAUAAAGAAACAACUUUGUGAAACUAUAAAAGAACUUAAAACAGAAAUGCUAAUACAAGUAAAGGAAGAUAUAAGAAAAAUAAUAGAGGAAAUGCUAAGCACUUCUCAAGAAACACAGAUGGAAGAAUAGAAGAGCAUAGAAAAAGGAGGGGAACCGUCAAUGAAGAAUAUAAAAAAAUAGAAUACAUGAAACAGAUUUAAAGAGACUAACCAGAAAAGUAAAAACUCCAUUGAAACCUGGCAAAACUGCUUGAAAGACCACCAACCCAACCCUACAAAAAUACUGAAGGACAUUCUAGAGAGAAAAAAGACCAUGGUUUCAGAACAGCAGCAGGGGGAGCUCACUGAACGAAGAAGACAGUGGAAUGAAGGGGAAAGUAGACAACCAAUGGCAGAAAAAUAGCAUGGCAACUUUUCAGAUGGUUGGUGGUAUAUGUAUGUGUAUUUUCUUCUUGGGUCAAGGGGAUCCAUUUCUUUCCUUUUGGUCUUCUCCAGACCAGAUGAGACGCAGAAAGUUGGCCAUAAUUACUAAUAUAGAUGGCCUCAAUUCACCAAUAAAAAGAAACACGGGCAGAGUGGAUCAGGAGACAGGGUCUAUCAAGAUGCUCUAUAUAAGAAAUACAAUUAACCUGAAAGAGGGUUUAUAGACUAAAGGUCAAAGACGAGAAAAUAAUGCUCUGUGUGACAGGGAACCAGAAAAAAGUGGGGAUAGCUCACCCAUCAGCUGCAGAUUGGUUGGAAAGACAUGACACUUUUAUACAAUGAAGAACUACUCAGCUAUAAGGAAGGAAAACCUUGAGGAUCUUAUAGAUAAAUGAAUACAACUUGAGAUCAUGCUCAAAGGUAAAAAGGUUCAGAAUCACUUGGUAAAUAGCGGGUUACCUCCCUAAUCUAAAAACUAAAGGAGUUAGUGGGAUACAAAAUGUAUAAUGUACCCUGUGAAAGUGAAAGAGGAGGGACUAUCUAAAAAGGGAAGGCAGUGGACAUUGUUAAUCUUGUGUCAUGAUUUGAAACCCAUAUUGUUUUCAUCCCUCUGUUUAGUUUGGUUACAUUCUGUUCCAGUUUGUCUUCUUGUACUAGAUUUGAUGGCAUGGACAGCUAUUCCAAAGAUAGCAGGAUAUACUUUGAUCACCAUUUUUGAUUUCCUAUUAACUUGAUCUGAAGCCCUGUAUUGCUUUCAUUGUCUUGUUUUGACUGAUUUUUUAAAAUCUGUUUUGUUUGAUCACUUUCUUGUUUUGACUGAUUUAAUUCAAAAAUGUUUUGUUUGACAGUAUCAAGUCUGAAGGUAUAGGCAACUACUUUGAAGACAAUAAGAUUCACUAUGAUAUCCAUUCUGGUUUGACUAUUAUCUUCUUUUGAAGUUCUAUAAUGUCUCCAAUGUUUUGUUUUUAUUGAUUUUGUUCUGUACUAUUAUUUUCAAUGUUAUGCCUGAUGAUAUGGGCAAUUCUAUUGAAGAUAACAAGAGACAUUAUGAUAACUAUUUUUGAUCACCUUGUAUUUUAGCUUUAAGUCAUGUAUUAUGUCCACCUUUUUGUUUUGACUGACCCCAUUUUGUUUUCUCUCAUUUGGUUUUAUUCUCUUCAAAAUAAAAAAUAAAUUAAUAAAAAAUAAUAAUUUUAACACAUACAUAUACCACCAACCAUUUGAAAAGUUGCCAGAUAUAUUUCAGAGAGUACAUUUUGAAGUUAAGAAUUGUUCUUUCUUCUAUAUCAAAACUAAUUCCUCACAUAUUUACUUUAAGCCUAAAAAAAGAGGUUGGUUUUUUGGUCAUAGACACAUGUAAUAUAUCUUUGAAAUAGUAAAAUCUAGACCUUGUUUUACAAACAUGUAACUUGAUACAGAGUUGAUUAUAACUCCUAUAUAAAGCAAGAUGACAAUAAAUAUGAGACUGUAUCUCUAUAUUCAUCACACUGAAAGACUUGUAAAUAACUUUUCUACAUGCAUUUUUGUUAAGCUUUGUUAUUUUAAGAAGACAAAAUGAAUAAAUAAUGCCAGUGCCAGCUCAGAAAAAAAAUUUGUUAAGUAGAAGAAAUAUGUUAUCUAUUCCUCUUCAUUCUCCCUUUUGUUAGCUACAAACCUCAUACCCAACUCUGGCCACUGACCAUGAUUUUUCAGUAGUGUGUGUGUGUGUGUGUGUGUGUGUGUGUGUGUGUGUGUGUGUGUGUGUUUCUGAUGUCCUAUUUCCCAAAAAAUGCUUCCUUCUUGCUAAGUUGCACUUGUGUGAUGCAUACUGACAUGACAUAGCUCCACAGAGAGCUACACUUUGCACUAUCAGGAUUUUGCCAACCCACUCUGAAGGAUAAGAGGAAAAGGACAAAUGAUCUACUUGCUUUUUCUGUGAUGUUUGGAUAAUUUUUCUUUAGCGUAAUUUUUAUACAGUAGUAGCAACAAAAACCCAAAGCAAUCACACAACAGGGAAGUGUGUUGGCUCUUAGAAUUUGCAGUGCAGAGAUAGGAAAAAAAUUAGAGUUAUCUGAAUACGGCUUCUUUGCUCUGCUCUAUUUCUUGAUACAUUGAUUUUUCUUUAGUCUGCUUUUUUUUCUGGUAACACUAGGGCUAAGAGUUACUAGCUACAAAAUGUCUACAUUUUGUAAGAUACCGUGUUAUUUUCCAAGACUAUAUUAUAGGAAUAAGAAAGCUUUUUCCCUAGAAGUCCUAUGAUUGCCUCUUCCGUGAAUUAGAACAAAUUGUAUCUCAAGCCCAUUCCUGAAUCUAACCUUAUGAUUGAGGCAAUACCAUAUCUGACUGCUUUAUGCCAGAGUUUUUGAAUCAGUCAGUCACAUGAACGGAAGAUUCUUGUUUGAGCUGUUUUACCCUGGAUCAUGGGUCUGGGGUUAACUAAAGAUACAUAGCUUGAAAUGAUGGCUGUUACAAAAAAUUAUAUUACUUUCAUGACAAGGGAAAGCAGCCCGUAUGGUGAGAGGUAGUUGGUAAUGUUUGUUUUAUCUGUUUCAUUUUGUCUAGUUUGUCAUCUUUUAUAAUCUGCAUGAACUAAUCACAAGAGUAUAGGUUUUAGUGUGCUCUUGUUGUGGGCUUCAGAUUGCCUAUACUGCAGGAAUUUUGUAAGGUUUAAAUUUUGUAAGGAUUAAAAUUAAUAUAGAUAGGACUUAUCUUACAAAAAUAGUUGUUACAAGGUUUUUUUAUAAUAUGACAUUGAAAUAAAAUGCUUUUUUUUUUUUUUUUUUUUUUUUUUUUUUUUUUUUGCUGAUACCCCUACCAGAAUAGUUCUUAAAACAAGAAAAUAUUUUUUACAUAUGAAAAUUUUUAUGAUGACAUUUUGGGGGAAAAUGAGUUUACAAGAAUGAUAGGGUUGCAGUUAAAGCUACCAAGAAUAACUCAAAAGAAUUGGAAGCCAGAAUUAUUCUUAAGACACUAAUAAGCUUAAUCCAAAUGACAUCUCAGGUGAGUUACUGAAGUGACACUCUCUUAUCUCAAACAUUCUGUUUCCUUAUGGGGAAUACAUGAUCUAAAAUUUUGGGUUGCUUGCCUUAAAAUUGCUUCAUGUUAACUAUUUUGUGUCAGUAGACAAUAGCACAAAAUACUCAAAAGUAACAGAUGCUACAGAAAGCUAAACAUAGAAGUAGAAUCAAGAAAGUAACCUUUAACAAACUUUGUUAUGUACAUACCAGAGAAUCUGUGGUUCCUGGGAGAAAUAAAAUAUGAUCCCAAUCUCAAGAAUUCUCACACCUUAAAUCAGAAGGAACCUCUCAAUAAAUAAUUACAGCAAAUGGGCAUGUUAGAAAAAGAAAUACUACAGAUUCUACUCUGGUCUUCCAGACAUUUUUUAGUUAAAGAUUGAAAUGAUAAAGUUAUAUGAUUAUUUCUCAUGUUGUUUUCCUGCUAAUUCACUAAGAUUUGACCAGAAACCUAAACUCUACCUCCAAAAACUAGGCAGUUUUCCCUCACACUUUUUUUGUGGGUUCCUGUUUAUCAUAGAGAAAAACCAAGUUCUAUAGUGAUUGUUUUCAGGGCUGUAUAAAGUCAGGCAUCUUCACCAUUCUCUGACCUGCUUUCCUGCACUCUGCCCUAGCCACAUAGCCUCCUUUGUGUUCCUUGAGCAUGCCUUAUAUGGUUGCUGCCACCCAGCCUUCUUGAGAUCUACCAUGACUACUUUAUUCAAAAAUGCAACCUUCCUCAGAACUCCUGAUCUCUUUCACCUUGCCUUUGUCUGUAGGCUGGGGAUUUGGCUCAGCAGCAUAAACAUCUGCCUGGGUUUUGUCUUUCUCCUACCACUUAUUCUCUACUAACUUUCUAUAGAAUUUGCUUAUUACUUUUCCCCACCUUCUAUAAGGAUAGGGGUUUUUGGUUUUAUUUGUUCACUGUUAUGUUCCCAGUGCCUUAAAUUAUAAGAUGCAUGGUAGAUGCUCAGUAUUAAUUCAUUAACUGAAUAAAUGAUGAAUAUAGUUAAUGAAUGCCAGUAAAAUUUACAUUUUUUUUCAAGAAGGCAAUAUAGACAUUUCUCAUUUAGUGACCAAGUUAUAUUCCUGCUUCUAGGUUAGUAAGUGAAUUGGUCACUAAAUAAGGAGUUGUAUAUUGUAUGUACAUUACAAUAUUCAGAAAAAAGAAAUGGUCAAAGAAAACUCCAACUUGUUGACUUAGCUUUUAUUUGCAUAACUUAUGCAGUAUUGUAAUAAAAGAACAUAAAACUACAGAACUAUACAGUAUAAUCAGCAAAAAUACUGUAUAAACAAGGUGUACUGUACAGAAAAAACACUGAGGCUAUAUAAACAAAAAAUAUAGAACUGUUUACACACACACACACACACACACACAAAUGGGCCAUAAGUCCAAAACAGUAUGCUGAUAAGGAAUAUCUAUACUGUGCUCAUUCUGGUAGCACUUGACCAAGGUACGUCCUGUGUUUUAUAGACAAAGUUGAUAGAAUUGGGAGAUAUUUGCAGUAGCUCCAGAGGUUACACUUUAGUGUAUCUAAAUAAGAAAAAAGGAAGCUUUCAAUGGCUUUCUAGGUUAGCUUCCCAGUAUUUCUUAUAUGCAUUCCCUCAAAGUUUUGAAAAUCAGAUAAUCCAUACAUGAAGAGAUAAUACUGUUUUCCUUCCAUCCAUGGGACAUCAGUUUUUCUUUGUUAGUAAUAAUGUGAAUAGGGGACAUGUUUGCCGGGGUGUUAACUAGAUUCAGGAGUAUAGGCUGUGUCUAUGAAACUGAAUUUGUUUCUGUGUCAGUCUAACUUAACUGACUCAAUAUCACAUUUGCCUGCACAGUUUUUUGUAUGGAUUAUGGGAUUCAGAAAUUGGUGUUAGUUCAGUUUGAUGCUCCAGUGUACCCAGUUACUAUUUCUUUUAACACAGUAAGAAUAUUUUUCCUGUAAAAUGGCCUGUUCCUUGGAAUGAAAACAGCAGUAGGUCUCCAUAACUUAGGUAGUGUUUAGUACUGGACUGUUUAGUUUGUAAAAAUAUUUGACUAGACUGAGCUUGUGGCCUGAUGAUGUUUAGAAGAAUGUUAAAGUGUAACUCAUAAAAGAUGCCAGCAAAAAUCAUAGUUGGAAGACUUGAAUAAUGAUUGCAUCAUUUUCCUGGUAGGUGUGACCAAACGUGAAAAUCCAUCACUGCCAUUUGUGAAAUAUAUUGCUAAGAAUAAAGUUAACUGGUAUUCUGUGAACUGCAUUAGGUAUCAAGAUGAAAUAUCCGCCAGUGCCUUGAUCAUUGUCCCACUGUCUUUACAUUGUUAGGAGAGCUUUUUUCUUCAUUGUGUCUUGGUGCCAAAAAUAGCAGUAAUAUUUUCCCCACGUUUAAUGAGCAUUUUUGUUCAGUGAAAACCUUGAACACACCAGGUUUUUCUUUGUGAUGUUACUUUGAUGUCAAGUAUAUUCCUGUUAGCAAACAAGUUCUUGGAAUAUUUUAUAACUUAAGUUCCUAAAAUAGCUUCUCUUUGAUAGAACUGUGAAGGGGAGGAAGAGGAGGAAGACCGGCGGCUGAAAAGAUAAGAAGUAUAAAAUAUAAGUAACCUUUAUUUUGGGAAUGUGGGGAGAGACACCCCUGACCCCCUGGGGCGUGGCAUCUCCACCCCGGGCAGGCAAUCUCUCCGUGGAACAUGUGGAGUGAGGCACAUAAGUAGCCUCGGCCUGGGUUGGAACCCAAGGGGCAUUAGGGAUGCACAGGUAGCCCAUUGGUCUUAGUUUGGCGCCAGAGGCAAUUCCUAAGGGUGGGGGUCCGGCCUAGGUCAGCAACCCUUUCACUCUUAAAGUCUAAAAACCAAUGCAGCAUGAAAAAUUAACCUUAUUUGGUCAAAAGAAAACAGAGUUUUUUUAAUGAUAUACAGUAAUAGGACAGCACAAUAGAUCAGAUUUCUGAACUAAUAAUGCAUAUGCAAAAUAUUUCAGAAUUGAAAAAAUGCAUUAAAAUGUUUAAUUCUCCCUGAUUUAGCACAGAGUAAUUCUAGAAAUGUAGAAUGUGCAAUUCCUUGACUCCCAUUGUGAAGAAGCAUACUCCUACAAAACUGACAAAAUGUGUUCCUUUGCAGUAUGAAUUUAGCUGUGUUAAUAGAGUCAUUAGUAGAGUAGAUGGGAUAACAUCACCAUACCCACUUUUUGCAAAGGAAUACACCUAAAAAAGAAUGGGGAACAAACAGACAGAAUGGAAACUAAAUAAUUGGCAUCUGAGAGAUUAAGAUGUAGUAGAACAUGAGAGGCAGGUAGCAAAAGGAAAAAGUAUUCCUGUUUUUUCUUGAGCCCAUAAAUAUGAACCCACUCUCUUUGAAAAGAUAAUAUUAUAAUGGAACUUACAUUUUUUUUGUUUUUUUUGUUUGUUUGUUUGUUUGGUUUUUUUGUACCAGGAAUCAAACUCACCACCUCACACUUGCCAAGCAGGUGUUUACACCACUGAGCUAAAUCUCUGGCCCCUGAAACUUACAUCUUAACUAAUAAAGUGUGAGUAGGAUAUAGGACCUUACUCCAUGUAAAUCAAACACAAGCCUCUUUAUCUACAAUAGUUCUUCAUCCACUACCAAAAAAAAAAAAAAAAAUGGGGAAGAGUGAAAAAUAAACAUCAGCCUUUUAUUUUUUUAAUAGUUGGAAACCAUUCUUAAAAAUCUCCUUUUCUGGGGCUGGGCAUUUAGCUCAGCAGUGUAAGUGACGGUGUGGGAAACAUGAGGUUGAGAGUUCAAUCCCUGGCACCAAAAAACAAAAACAAAAAAAUCUCCUUUUGCAGGCAGGUGUAAUGGCAUAAACCUGUAAUCUCAACACUCGAGAAGCUGAGGCAGGAGAAUUAUUAUGAGUUCAAGGCUAGCCUGAACUACAUAGCAAGACCCUGUUUGGGAAAAAAAAAAUAGAAACAAAAAUCUCCUUUUUCACCAUUCUUACGUGUGUCUAAUGCUGUAUUGUUCUUAUUUUGUGCUUUUACUUUAUUAUACAACCAAAACGUAAGUCUGAGGACACACAAAAGGACCUGAGAGAAGAUCCACAGUUUCAAAAGUGCCUUAAACUCUCUACUUUCUCUGUAGAAUAUCCACGAUAGUUGUGGGAGUGAAAAACAGUGUCAAAAUCAACAAAACCAAAAUUUGGUCCUUACUGCAGCAACAUUGACAAACCCUUAGCUAGACUGGUCAAAACAAGACAACUAAAUUACUAAAACCUAUGAUGAAAAAACCUAUGAUGAGAAAUUAGUAUGACUCUACGGAAAUAAAAGGAAGUAUAAGAAAUCAUAUACCAUAUGUAAAAAGCAACACAAAGUUAAUCAAGACCUAAAUGUAAGAGCUUAAACUAUAAACUCUUAGACAUUAGCAGAAGUAAAUUUUUAUAACCUUAGAUUAGGUAGUAAUUUCUUAAAUAUGACACUAAAAGCAUAAGCAACCUGAGUAAAUGAAUGAAUCAUUAUCAAUGUUAAGAGAGUUAAAAAAAAAAAAAGUGCAGCAAACCUACAACUGCACUGGUGAUCCUGCCCUCCACCUAGCUGACUUUGGUGGGUCUGUGAUCAUUCUGGUGAUGCUGCCCUCCACCCUGGCAACUGCGAGAAAACCAGCCACACAGUAAGACCCUGACAACAGUGCACACAAGACAUACGUAAAACUAGCAAGAAUUAAAACACUGAAAUUCGAACCAAACAGUAGAAAAUGACAAAAUGAAAAAGCAAAUGUAAUCUCAGACCUCUAGCUCGCCCAGAACAAGUACAGGAGAUACUGAAAUAGAAAAAUGAAAAGACAUACACCUGAGAUUACUGGAAGGAUAGCAAGUAAAGUAAAGAAGCAAAUCCAUGAGGCGUUAGAUGAAAUCAGAUCAGAAACAGUCUCUUAGGUUAAAAAAGAAAUGCAAUCCAUAGUGAAAGGAUUACUCAACAUAGCUAGAAAACAUAUGGACAGAAAAGUAGAGGAGCACAUGAAAAUGAUAGAAACCUUGAAUGAACAAUGUAGGAAAGGAUUGGAGUGCAUGAAACAGAUUCAAACAGAUGUCCAGGAAAUUAAAAAUUCCACUAAAAGCUGGAAAAACUUCUUGAACGAAGCUGAAGAUAGACUUUCACACCUUGAAGAUAAGAUUGAGGCUUGUGACCAUGAAAGAAAAGAUCUUUUUAAAAUAGCAAGAAACUAUGAAAUAACAAUUCAACCGCUGGGCAUGGUGGCUUAUGCUUGUAAUCCCAGCACUCGGGAGGCUGAGGCAGGAGGAUUGUUGCGAGUUCCAGACCAACCUGGGCUACAAAGUGAGCUCAAGGCCAGCCUGAACUACAUAGAGACCCUGUCUCAAAAAAAGGCAAAAAAAAAAAAAGUAAGAAAAAAAAAUUCAACAGCUCCAAGACGAUGCAAGAAAAAGAACUUAAAACAUACGUGUGUCAACGAAGAAGCAGAAGUCAACACAAAUGACAUUUAAAAACUAUUUGCAGGAGUAAUAGAAAAUUUCCCAAGCAUGGGAACAGAGUCUGACAUAUAGGUAAGUAAGGCAUGUAGUACCCUAAACAGUCAUAACCAAAAUAAAUCUAUACCAAAACUUAUAAUAAUCAAGAUCCCAGAUAUUCAGCAAAUCUGCUAGAGAAAAGAAAUAGAUCACUUAUAAAGGAAAACCCAUUAGAAUCCAGGCUGACUUCUCAAUACAAACCCUCGACUAGGAAGAACUUGGAGUGAAAUAUUUCAAGCCCUGAAAGAAAACAACUUCCAACUUAGAUUGAUGUACCCUACAAAACUAUCUUUUAAAAUUAAUGUAAAAAUAAGAUACUUCAUGACAAAGAACAACUGAAGAAAUUCAUGAGCACCAGCCAUAUAUAGAGUACUGAAAAGAAAUUCUAGAUAGUGAUAAAAAUGCCUACAAUUCCAAGAACAACAUCAUAAACAAAAAAUUGGGCAGAGCAAGCAAUUAAACAGAGACUAACCAACAGGAAACAGGGACCAACCAAUGGGAAAAUAACAUGAUAAAGACAAGCCAAUGCAAAUUAAUUAUAACUAUCAAUGUAAAUAGCCUGAAUUUACCAACCAAAAGAAAUAGACUGGCAGAAUGGAUCAAGUAACAUGACCCACUAAUAUGCUGUAUAAAAGAAACAUUUAAUUCAAAAGAAAA